CGCGUUGCGUCGCGAGUGAUACACUUCUUGGUUUGCUCUUCUGCGACACGCACGGCCGCGGCCGCCACGGGUCCGAUCCGAUUGCGGGUUUGCUGGAGCUGGAGGAGUUUCCGGAUCGACAACGGAACGCAGCAGCGGGACAGUUGAGCGUUUCACGCGCCAUUAUGGACUCGCUGGCGAAUUACGCCAGCGACGGCGACAACAGCAACAACUCGGACGACGCGAAGACGCCACCUCGGGUACAGGAAGAGGCGAGCAGGAGGGCGAGCGACGCCAACUACGACCCGGUACAAAUGGACAUGAGUGAGGAGAGCAACAACAACAAUUCGUCCAGGGAGUCCAGUAGCGAACGCGCCAACAGUCCUACCACGGCUCAGUCUACCUUUGGCUCGAGAACAGAAUCCUCUCGGGCUUUGCCUUCUCCAUCAGACCAGAGGCGAGCUGAUCAUGAAAAUCAUACGAGUUCAAAAGAUGAUCAUAGACGGGGGGACCGUAGCGAUCGGAGUCGUCGUUCGUCCGACAAAAGUCGCCGGUAUGACGAUCGAAAACAACGUGAUAGUAGCAGUAGUCACAGAGACCGGAGCAGGGACCAGAGGAGUCGGGAUGACGACAAGCGCAAAGCGUCUCUCGGAUCGUCCAAGGACGAGAAGAGUGACGACAGAGAGAGAAGCGACAAGGAUCAUCAUUAUAGGGACGACCGGAGGGAUCGUAAUCGCGAUAGGAACGACAGGGACAGGCGCAGAGAUCGCGGUGAACGGGACCGGCGACACUCCAGGGAUGAUCGGUCGAAGGAUCGGUAUCGGGACGAGCGUUCGAGCUACCACAAAGAGAGGGAUCGCACGCGAUCGAGAUCGCGAUCGAGGGACCGCGCGCCACCGUUGCCGUUCAGGACGAUGAGUUAUCGGGAGGAGAAAGGACGGAACAAACUGGCCCAGCUGGAAAAGCUGGGUAUAGAGCUGAAGCCGCCGGAGGGCGGCGACAUCAUGACGCCCGGUGGCAUCCCGGGCGAACAAAAUUACUACAAUCCGUUGGCGACGGCGUCUCAGGGCAAGUACGCGGAGCAGAUCCAGAAGAGGAAGCUGCUGUGGGCGAACAAGUCGAAGCAAGACGACGGUAACAGCACAUCGGCCACGGCUUCCACCGCCAACACGUGGAUGGGGACGACUUUCACGCACGAUCAGGACGGCAAGGUGACGGCCAAGUUCAAGCGACUGAUGGGUAUCAAGGGUGAUCUACCUGGCACGCCGGCGGUAGGAGCCAAGCCGGAUAUUCUGAAAAAGCAGGAGGAGAUGUUCAACAAUAUGGAGCAACAAUACGAAGUUGCACGUGCUACCACGCACACGCAACGUGGCGUAGGCCUGGGUUACGCAACCGGUGGCUACCAAUUUCCACGAUAAAAUGCGCUGCAAUCUCACGCCCGUUGUUUAAUUACAUUUAAUAUUGGUAGAUAUUGGCUGCGUUCUGCCGAUACUCCGCUAGCCUAGCAAUCGUGAGCAGUCGCUCGUUUCCU
Temnothorax curvispinosus is the source of this 1510-nucleotide messenger RNA. RefSeq names its product arginine/serine-rich coiled-coil protein 2. The record is from RefSeq and is a predicted model, not a curated record. NCBI's taxonomy places the organism in Eukaryota, Metazoa, Arthropoda, Insecta, Hymenoptera, Formicidae. The coding region runs from base 165 to 1397 and encodes 410 amino acids. The transcript has 5 exons.